CGUUGUGUUGCUUAGCGACGCAAAGAAACAGUGAAAAAAAAACGCUGCGCGAGCUCGAGUGGUGUUACUGUGUAUUUUUGACGGUAGAGAAAGUUACUCAUAGUUUUGAUUAAAUUCUGACUAAUAUUUCGAGGAAAUCAUUUUUUGUCACACACAGACUUCGGAUAAAGAUCUAGAACGAGAGAAGAAGAUACUGAAAUUAGUGCUGAAAUAUUCGGUGUUAAGAAGUUUUCAAAAUAAAAAAACAAUUUGGCGAUUUGAUGAGAUUCUGAUUCUGAUUCCGGUCGACUUUUGUUGUGGAACGUUUGCUCGGAUUUUGUUUCUACCCGUGUCGGUUAUUUAAGGCACAAGCUAGGCGCUGUAAACAGAAGCGCGGUUGCAGGUGAUUUUAUAAAAGAGAUAAAGCAGCUUUUGGACAUUUAGAGUUAUGUUUAAAAACACGUUUCAAAGCGGCUUCUUGUCCAUUUUGUACAGCAUCGGAAGCAAACCUCUACAAAUAUGGGAUAAAAAGGUGAGAAAUGGCCAUAUAAAGCGCAUUACAGACAACGACAUCCAGUCACUAGUGCUUGAGGUAGAAGGAACCAAUGUCAGCACGACCUACAUCACAUGCCCAGCAGAUCCAAAGAAAACCCUGGGCAUCAAACUUCCCUUCCUGGUCAUGAUAAUAAAGAAUCUGAAGAAAUAUUUUACAUUUGAAGUUCAGGUGUUGGACGAUAAAAACGUGCGGCGGCGAUUCCGAGCCAGUAACUACCAGAGCACCACACGGGUGAAACCCUUCAUCUGUACCAUGCCCAUGCGGCUGGAUGGCGGUUGGAACCAGAUUCAGUUUAACCUGUCCGACUUCACACGGAGAGCUUACGGCACCAACUACAUCGAGACACUGCGAGUACAGAUCCACGCGAACUGUCGCAUAAGAAGAGUGUACUUUUCUGACAGACUGUACUCGGAGGACGAGCUGCCAGCCGAGUUUAAACUCUAUUUGCCAGUACAAAACAAAACAAAGCAAUAACGUGGCACAUCUGAACCCUUCCAUCACUCCAGACCUGUUUUAACUGCAGUUUUUUUUUUUCCUUACACCAUACAUCCAUCCAGUCACAUGACAUUGUCUCAUUUAGAAUAUGUGCAGUGUGAGCUAGCAAUCCAGACUAAACUGUGAAACCAACCUUCACAUCAAUGAGGAUAAAAUAUUUUAUAACUCGUGUUAAACUCACGCAAGACGUCGUUGGAUUGAUCAGCUGCCACAGUGGAGUCAGUGCACCGGUGGUAACAGCACUGUGACUUUAAUUUGUUUUCAAAUCUGUACAUGGUUUAUGUUAACGGUCACGGGACAUAAAUGGUAUUUAUAUAAUCACCUCACUAACAUAAAACCUCUUAUGAAACUCUAUAAUGUUUCAGCCAUUAAAGGCUAUUAAAGUCAUAAAUCUUACAAAGUC
Molecule: messenger RNA, 1433 nt
Organism: Tachysurus fulvidraco (yellow catfish)
Lineage: Eukaryota; Metazoa; Chordata; Actinopteri; Siluriformes; Bagridae
Product: cilia- and flagella-associated protein 20
Exons: 6
Coding region: 428-1009 (193 amino acids)
Biological process (GO): regulation of cilium beat frequency involved in ciliary motility; cilium assembly; positive regulation of cell motility
Cellular component (GO): motile cilium; ciliary basal body
Source: RefSeq, a predicted model, not a curated record